UAACGGCUCGUAGUUGUUCCCUGAAUCGAUACACGCGCAGUGUUGUUUGCCACACACUAUAAAAAUGUUGCCGAGCCAGUCGCUUUUCACGGGCUUUCAGAGAAUGUCAGAAACCGGGCAACGAACGUUGCAGUGCCGUUCCGUCGCGGUUCGAGCAGACGACAAGUGAAAAAGAAACCGACGGAGGGAGGACUCUUCAAGGCGGACGACGAGGAGGAGGUGUCGCACGGAACGUGUGCGGCUGGAAAUUCGAGGGCUCUCGUGUUCGUGGCUUCCCUGCAUCGAUUUCUGAGACACAUGCCGCGCCGCGCGCAAAACCCCGCUCUGUUCUUUGGUGCAAUGUGAUCUCGCAUUUAAACGAACGUGGAAGUGUUGAUUCUCGGCCAUCGUGGAGAACCGAUUACCAGUGCGCUGAAAUUGGACCUCCGGAGGGGUGACCGCCGCCGCCGGUUUGAGCCUACUUUCCCCACUGAGGGAGGAAUAGCCUGGGGCUGAUGGAGACAUCUUAAUCAAAUUACGAAAUACCGACGGUUCUUUUCGCAAGGAAUUCGGACGGUGUCGACGACGAUUCCUCUGGACAGUGAACGAACAGUGAGAUAAUAUGUCGAUUAAAUGUCCUUCAAGUGGACCUCCGGUAGCACUGACGGUUCCUCCAGGGGCAUCGUGCUACCGUGAUAACAAGGUGGCAUUCAUUUCCCGUCAUGGCACGACAGCUUGAUUUCAGUAUGUGUAAUCGAUAAGCUGAUGAUCAACGCACUCCGAUAUUCUUCGACCGUCGUUAGCGACACGUCUGCUAUAAUACAAUUCGUGACGAGGACAAUACCAAGGGAAGAGACAUUCAGAAGGUGUUGCGUUUCCCGAGAACCUUUUAUUAACCAGAUGGUUUGUGGCAGUAAUGCCCUCGUCGGAGGAGGAAAGUCAGUGGCUCGUUGGCAGCGGGGGUGGUCCCGCAUCUACCGGCGGUGGCACGGCAUCCGGAACUGGAGAACGCACUGUCACAAUUAGAGGAGGAUUAUACACCGAGGAAAUGACGACACAACCGACAAACACGAGCACCGCAGGUGUGAACGCGGCUUCCGCCGAUUCCGCCGAACACGAUCUCAUUGACUCCACCGCUGACGCGACGCUUUUGGCACAAUUUCACGAAGACGCUAUCAAACAGGCUGGUAUUGGUUACUUUCAAAUAUUGGCUACUCUGUGCACUGGCUUGAGCCUUGCAGCAGACACUGUUGAAUUUUUUGUUGUACCAUAUAUUUUACCAAGUGCAGAAGUUGAAUUAUGCAUCGAGGACAAUGAGAAAGGAUGGCUUAGCAAUAUUACGCUGAUGGGUCUAGCGUUAGGUGGAUUAUUCUGGGGUGGUCUAGGGGAUAGAAUUGGAAGACGUAGAUCAUUGUUAUCCGCAAUGUCUGUACAUGCUUUAUUUAGUGGUGUUGCUACUUUUAUGCCAACUUAUGGCACAUUUAUGAUGGCUAGAUUUUGUUCUGCAAUAGGAGUAGGAGGAUCUUUACCACUGGCAUUCACAUAUCUUGCUGAAUGCUGUCCAAGACUAAGCAGAGGUGGUUGGGUAGGUUUUCUUGUGGCAGCAGGAGCACUAGGAGGUGUUUAUGCUGCUCUGUUAGCAUUGGCAAUAGUUCCCACAACUGGUGAAAUGGUGGUUCUUGAAAAUAAAGAGCACUUCAGUGCUUGGCAUCGUUUUCUUCUAUUUUGUUGGUUACCUGCAUUAUGCUCUACUGUUGGACUUAUUUUUAUACCAGAAAGUCCAAGGUAUUUGGUAGAGGCAGGCAGAGAUGUGGAGGCUAUGAUGGUUUAUCAGAAAAUAUAUAAGAAAAACAAUGCACGAAAAGGAGCAACAGGUGCACAAUAUCAGCUGUCUGAAUUGGAGCUUCCAACUAAAAGGCCUCGUGGUUUGGCACCUCCUUCUCCUACUAACCACACUACUGUAAUGGCUGAUAUAAUUUAUUCUAUUGAAAUGUUUUGGAAUUCUUUUCUGGAAUUAUUUGUAUCGCCGCAUUUACGCGUGUCGAUAGUGCUUAUAAUUAUUUGGUCAACUGUGUCAUUUGGUCUGUAUGGUCUUAUGGUAUGGUGCCCUGAAUACCUCAAACUUAUACGUGCAACGGAAUAUAAAGCUCAUACAGAACGGUAUAACGGAAAAGAAUAUAAAAACGAGACAUUCACUGGUUCCUUAGAGAAUCGUCAAUACAGAAAUUCGACCUUUUUUAAUUGCAAAUUUACUAAGAUAGUAUUCAGCCAUGUAGAUUUUGACAAUUGUACUUUCCAGGCUGUAGAAUUUAGUAGUAUAAAGUCCAGUAAAACUCACUUUACGGACAGCGAAAUUACAUUUUCAAAAUUUGUGGAUACUGAUUUAUCUGAGCAAGUUUUUACGAACUGUAACUUGAAGAACAAUACAGAAUUAAGUUUAAGUGGACCCUGCCCGACUCUCGAUUUGGAUUACAAUAUUUAUAUAGAGGAAGCACUCCAUGGUCAUCUCGUUGCUCAACUGGCCUUUGUGCCUGCAGCUGCUCUGGCAGGACUAGCACUUAUUAUACUUCAGCGGCCAAAAAUGAUUCGCAUCUCACUAUUCUUUUCUUCGGUAGCUGCCCUAUGUCUAAUUCUAGUGGGUACGAACAGUUCGGCUGUUCUUGGCUUCGAAGGUGGUUUCGUGGCCGUUUUCGCUAUCGCUUGGACGUCACUUACGUUGGUCACAGUCGAGAGCUUCCCUACACAUUUGAGGUGUACUGGUUUCGGUUUGAUAGCGGCUGUUAUAAGAAUAUCAGGUUUGAUAGGAACCACAACUUACAAAACUUUAGUCGGCGCACCCUUAAUUGCGCCUGCACUGUUGACUGCAUUGCCCUUGUUAAUAGCUAGUCUCACAACGUUCAAAUUGCCUCACACUCAUACAGUUUUCUUAUAAGGAUCUUAACGAGUAAGUGGAUGAAAGAAGAAGGGUAAAAAAAAGAUACAAAGGCACGCCGUGUGACAACAAAAAGGAAGAGACGUUUUUAAUCAAUAUUUUAAUGGAUCGUUUAUGAACUGCGCUAACGUUUUACAUGAUUAACACACUCACGGCAAGAAAAAUUCGGUCAAGACAUUGCGUCUUGAAGUACUCGGAAAGAAAUCGAUUUCUACCUAGAAAGGUCUGAAGAGAAAAACCGUAAGUGAAGUGUUCCGGACAAGUGCAAAUUUUUCAAUUUGCAGUAAGCAAUCAGGAGAAAACGAAAGAUUCACUUUUUUCUUCUCUUUUUUUUUAUUUUCCCUUUUCUCUUCAACUUGGAAGUGUGAUUUCGUACAAAGUGACAUAUCCUAAAACUAGCAAACGGAUGAAUCGUGGUUUUCGAGGAGAUAGAAAGGUUUCAAUAUCCAAAGCGCACAGACACCGAUGAGUAAGUCGUCUUGUACGCUAGGAAAAAAGCUUGGACGUUCUACGAGAAUUUUCAUACAAGUGUUUUAAGCAUCAACGAAGGUUAUUGUCAUAGCUGAAAACAAAAUAACUUAGGAGAGAAGAGGAACGACAAGUCGUAUUACUGAAAUUUGACGUAAGACUUGUACUCCAAGAUUAUGCUCCAUCUUUAAAGUCAACUUCAAAGUCAACUUCAAAAUCAACUUCAAAGUCUAAUGCAGUUGCGCGAUCCCUUCGAAGGUCGUGAACUGUGCAUGGAUGUUUAUAAAACUAUUUUAAUAGGGCGAUAGCCGUGAAACGUGUCAAUUGUAACUGGAUAUGUUAAGAGGCUGAAAAAUCAUCGUCUACAAUGAUACGUCGUAACAUGAAGGAUUGAAGGACCGAUACCCACGUGAACGACGUGGAGAACGCAUUUUUCGAUAUCCGGAUAGACGAGUUGCUGAAUAUUAUCCGUAAAACAAACAUAUAGAUGUUUUUUCCGUUCAUUGUUAGACUAGAGAAGCUUGCAUAAUUCCAGAGUCGUUGCGUUUCAAACGGUUCGUUCGAGCAAGUUUGUCAAGGACAGUAUGAUAGAAAAUUUUAUAUACUUGCAAUCACUGCAUAAUGCUUUUACUAUUCGAACCAAUCGGGAUAUAUUCUAAGAAAAUAGGCAAGACCCGAAUAACGGUUUUUCUUACUGCGGGGAAAGUAAUCAAGAAUAUAUUCAAUAAUUUUUGCUUUUUAUCGAUUCAAAUAGCUUUCAGGAAUUUUAGAAAUUAGGCUCAGCUAACGAAGAGAGGCAUUAUCCGUAUUAAAGAUAAAAGAGCUGCCGUACAAAUCCUAAAUUGUUAGCCGAAGACUAAAAAAAGUGAAAUAGAAGCUGGCGCUUCGUUUUUAGUAUAAAUCCAAGAGAUUAUCGCCUCUAGUCAACUUUUAAUCGUCUUUAAGCUUUUAUUAUUCGCGAUGAACUUGACAAAAAAAAAAAUGAAGAAGAAGAACACGUCGAACCUUCUGAUACUUGCAAACGAGGUAGACUAUUAUUUUCUACGAGACGGUGGCGGCUAUUACUGGAGGUGGUCGCUGUUACAUUUAUGAAAAAAAAAACAAUUUUGCUAGAAUUUUAAUGUCGUCUUGGGACGACGAGCCAAAGUUAAACAAAAAAUACUGGUUCCUCAGAAUGGACAACUACUCCUAGGCAAUAAGAGCGUAAAAUAACUUUUACGAAGCGAUUAUUGAGGUAUCUCAUUCUUACCGACACUCAAGAUAUAUUAACUAAGUAUAUAAGCGAGUUUAUUAGCGAGGUAUUAAAAAAAAAACAACAAACUGCUGUUGGCAAACUUAAAUCAGAUACAAAAAUUAACGUCCCAUCAUGGUUAGUGAAUUUUUUCAUAUCAAAUUGUUGGCAUCUAAUUUAUUGAGGAUAAAAUGUUAAUGUUGCGGAUCGAUCGCCGUUUGAAAGAAGUAGAAACGAGUCGAAAGUGCUCCGUUGACUGCACAACUUUUUACGCUAUUCUUUUCUUUUUCAGUAAUUCAUUGUCAAACAACGUGGUCGCUUCAGGAACUAGAAAAUGCUGCUCGUUCCUACUUCUAUAAGCUGUAUUCACAAAUUCAACAGUGAAACGAGCAUGUGCUGGCGUUGUAAUUAGUGAUACAAAUGUGAAAAUUCAUGUUAGGUGUUGACACAAGCAAGCACGGCGCGUACACAAUUUUAUUGAAUAUAAAUUAUCCUGUGUCUACGCUAUGUUAAGCGACAGAUUUUUCUCCUUUGUCACACAACAAAACGACGUAUUUUAAAAGCUGAUCAUUUAUUUUAGCCUUACUUGAAAUUGGGACCACUUAUAGACGCUUAAUUUGAGCACAAUCACGACGAAUCUUGCUUCUAAUGAUAUCUCUAUUAGAUAGUGGAAAGAAGAAGUUGUUAACACUUCGACUAUCAUAUCAAACAUUAAUGAUUAGAUCGCGAAUUUUAUGCAUUUAUAACUAUGAGUGAGUGAAAUAUAAAGCAGUAAAAACUCCAGGAGAAUUUAUAUUGUUUCAAAAAAAUGUUUAUUUUGCAUAAAGAUUUAUAGUUUAUUAAUGAUACAAAAAUUGAACAGUGUCUAUUUCUACGAAAUAUAAUAUCUUGUUGUAUGAGAAACGUUGGGAAUACAGGGCUGGCAGUCAAUGUGUUAAUUAAGCUUUUUGUUUUUAAUAUCAAUGAAAAUCGCCGGCACAAGCAGUUUCACAUUAUAAAUUGUUGCUACAGCAUUAAAUUCAUUGUUGCCCGUAGGUAAUACACUUUACUCAACAUAUCACUUAUGAGCGAGCACUCUAGAUUCGUAGGCUUUAACUAGACUAUUCGACUAGACAUAUUUAGAAGUAUGUAUCAGCAAACGUAAUGAAGAUGAAGUCCCAAAUUGAUAAAAUAGCAGUGUGUGUGUGUACGCGCGCGCGCGAGAAGGCUGUUAAGGUAUUGUCCUUUAAGGAUUACGUUUUAGAAGUUUCUUCUAGCGAGCUCAGUAAAGCGAUUAACAAUUGAUAAUUUGAUUGUGCACGGAUUGAUUAUCAGCUGAUCAAACCCCAUGAUUGCAGCUGUUGAGAAAUUUUGUUUUAAUGAACCGAUAAAUACUCGAACGCUGACAAAUUGUCAUUAAGUGCAAUAUUAUUUUUAAUUGUUUCUUUUAUCAACAACUGACUUUAUAGCUCAAACUACUGUCACUGCACCAUUGAACAAUUGGUUUGUUAAUUAUUUUAAGCAGAGCGUUCUAUACAGACUGAAAACAGCAAUCGGUUGAUAAUCACUGUGUAUUUAUUUUCUAGAGACUGUUUCCUAACACUUAAAUUUUUAAUGUUUAAUUAUUUAUGUAGGAUUUUAGGAAAAAAAGGGAACGCUGCGAUCUCGAAAUUCAUAGUUCGACUUUUUCUAAUUUCCCAUGGCUCUUGAGGGUUUGACAUAUCCUAAUCUUACACUUGACUAUCUUGCAAGAAUAUUUCUUAUUCAAAUAUCCUGACAUUGUGAUGAUCACUAUACCCUCUAUUCCGAUCGAGCCGCUAAUUUGAUUUUACGAAAAAGUGGGAACUUGGAUCUCAAGAUUUAUAGAUCUUUUGCGAUUUUUUCUAAUUUCCUACGCUUCUCUUAAAGGUCCUGAUCCCACAUUUAUGGGAAAUAAUGGUAUAUAGUCCAGUGAUUGCGAGGAAACCAUCCAAAUCGCUGGUUUCAUGGGAAUUUAAUUCUGGUUGCACAUUCUGCUGAAUAUAUCUUACGAGAUUUGAAUAUUUCUUUAAGGCAAGCAAACACAUUUUUGAUUCUCUUAUUAUCCUACUCACGAGGUACGAGAAAACAUAUCCUGCCAAAUUACAAUAAUAUUACUUGUAUGCAAUGUUUCUGAAUUAUAUAAUUGAUUAAUGUAUUUCUAAUUAAAUCUAUUUUUCUAAUUUUGGAGUCGUGUAAGAAUAGAAAGCAAUAUGAUUCAACAAAUUAUGCAACCAGUACUUAAAGAAAAAGACAGUUUAUAUAAUUAUUAAGAAAUAUUACACAUUGUUCCAGCAAUUGGAUUACAGAAUAUUGUACAUUAACAUUGGAAACAUUCACACCAUUUAAUAGAAGAUAUUGAUCGUACUAUAGAAACAGAUUUCCCCUCUUACAUGUUUAAUUGAUUUUAUUAAAACAUAUUUCCUUUUUACUACUUAAAUGUAGUCCUCCUUUUUUCUUUAACAUUCACGAAUCCGUCUUCGCAGAUUAAUACAAUAUUACGAUAACGAUAAGAAGUAAAUAUAAAAAUAAAUUUUAAUACCUCCAACUACUUCUACAAGCUAGAUGUGCAAGCUUGUCUCAAGUAGUUUUUUCAAAAAAAGGUAAUGAACAACUGCAAAUGAAUUAGACUAUUAAAGAUAAAUGUAGUAAUCUAUAUUGCAAAUGAUACAUUGUUAAAAUUUGACAGCAAUGUACAUAUAAAAAUACUAUUUAAACUAGUAAUUAUUAUUAUGUUGUAUAUAUCAAUUUGAAUUCAAAGUUUCAAAAGUUAUCGACUGUCGUAUCACGUUAGUUCGAGAAUCGAAAUAAAGUCGUUUCGAGAAUCGAA
Molecule: messenger RNA, 7437 nt
Organism: Megalopta genalis
Lineage: Eukaryota; Metazoa; Arthropoda; Insecta; Hymenoptera; Halictidae
Product: synaptic vesicle glycoprotein 2B
Biological process (GO): transmembrane transport
Cellular component (GO): membrane
Molecular function (GO): transmembrane transporter activity
Source: RefSeq, a predicted model, not a curated record